Grus americana (Whooping crane) is the source of this 4073-nucleotide messenger RNA. RefSeq names its product CCCTC-binding factor (gene CTCF). Lineage: Eukaryota; Metazoa; Chordata; Aves; Gruiformes; Gruidae. The coding region runs from base 413 to 2665 and encodes 750 amino acids. Gene Ontology annotation, cellular component: nucleus. The transcript is spliced from 13 exons. The record is from RefSeq and is a predicted model, not a curated record. Gene Ontology annotation, biological process: regulation of transcription by RNA polymerase II. Gene Ontology annotation, molecular function: DNA-binding transcription factor activity, RNA polymerase II-specific; RNA polymerase II transcription regulatory region sequence-specific DNA binding.
GCCGAGGCAGCGGCAGCCGCGCUGGCGCAGGCGCACUCCGCCCGCCCGCCGCCAUUUUGUGUCCGAAGCGACUGUGGAGCGAUUAAACCGCGAGCUGGUGCUGGGCGCUAGCGGCGGCCGCGGCGGGGCGUGCGGGGCGCGGCGGCUCCGCGGGGCCCGUGGGCGGCGUGGGGCGGCGGCGGGGCCCGGCUGGCCGGAGCGAGCUCGGCGGGGUGCUGGGCGCAGGAUGGAAGAAGUUAGUGUUAUCCAGCAUUCCUGCUGAGUAUAUAACUUACUGCCACUUCUGAUCUUUGAAGAGAGAUUUAUCGCUUCCUGUGGCAAUACUGAAUACUCAAAAGUUUCACUAGUACGACUCAUCUGUUCUGUUCCAGAGUGUGUUCUGACAUCAAGAGCUGCAUGAAGAAUAGCCAGCAUGAAGAGAACAAAUCAGUCCAGGCAGAAGUGCAGAAGCGUCAAGAACAUAAAUCAGGAAGGUGAAAUGGAAGGUGAGGCGGUCGAAGCUAUCGUGGAGGAAUCGGAAACUUUUAUUAAAGGGAAAGAGAGAAAAACCUAUCAAAGGCGCCGUGAAGGUGGGCAGGAGGACGAUGCUUGCCAUAUACCACCAAACCAGGCAGACGGAGGUGAAGUAGUGCAGGAUGUCAACAGUGGUGUGCAAAUGGUGAUGAUGGAACAGCUGGAUCCAACUCUUCUUCAAAUGAAGACCGAAGUGAUGGAAGGUGCAGUGCCUCAAGAAGCGGAGGCUACAGUGGACGACACGCAGAUCAUAACGCUUCAGGUUGUUAAUAUGGAAGAGCAGCCUAUAAACCUUGGUGAGCUUCAGCUGGUCCAAGUACCUGUACCAGUGACUGUACCUGUUGCCACCACGUCUGUGGAAGAACUUCAGGGAGCUUAUGAAAAUGAGGUUUCCAAAGGAGGCCUGCAAGAGGGAGAGCCCAUGAUCUGUCACACCCUCCCUUUACCAGAAGGCUUCCAGGUAGUGAAAGUGGGUGCAAAUGGUGAGGUGGAGACACUGGAACAAGGCGAACUUCAGCCGCAGGAAGAUCCCAAUUGGCAAAAAGAUCCAGACUAUCAGCCGCCAGCCAAAAAAACAAAGAAAAACAAAAAGAGUAAGCUUCGCUACACCGAGGAGGGCAAAGAUGUAGAUGUCUCUGUGUAUGACUUUGAAGAGGAGCAGCAGGAGGGUUUGUUGUCUGAGGUCAAUGCAGAAAAGGUGGUGGGCAAUAUGAAGCCACCUAAACCAACAAAAAUUAAAAAGAAAGGUGUAAAGAAGACAUUCCAGUGCGAACUGUGCAGUUACACUUGUCCGCGUCGUUCCAACUUGGACCGCCACAUGAAAAGCCACACUGAUGAAAGACCACAUAAGUGCCAUCUUUGUGGCAGGGCUUUCCGGACAGUCACGUUGCUGAGGAACCACCUCAACACUCACACAGGUACUCGCCCUCACAAGUGCCCAGACUGUGACAUGGCCUUUGUGACCAGUGGAGAGUUGGUUCGGCAUCGCCGCUACAAACAUACCCAUGAGAAACCAUUCAAAUGUUCCAUGUGUGAUUAUGCUAGUGUGGAGGUUAGCAAAUUGAAACGCCACAUUCGUUCUCACACUGGAGAGCGUCCGUUCCAGUGCAGCUUGUGCAGUUAUGCCAGCAGGGAUACCUACAAACUGAAGAGGCACAUGAGGACCCACUCCGGAGAGAAGCCAUACGAAUGUUACAUCUGCCAUGCUCGCUUCACUCAGAGUGGUACCAUGAAGAUGCACAUUUUGCAGAAGCACACGGAGAAUGUGGCCAAAUUUCACUGUCCUCACUGUGAUACUGUUAUAGCGAGAAAGAGUGACUUGGGUGUCCAUUUGCGAAAGCAGCAUUCCUACAUCGAACAGGGCAAGAAGUGUCGCUACUGCGACGCUGUGUUUCAUGAGCGGUAUGCCCUCAUACAGCAUCAAAAGUCUCACAAGAAUGAGAAGCGCUUCAAGUGUGACCAGUGCGAUUAUGCGUGCAGACAGGAGCGGCACAUGGUCAUGCAUAAACGGACCCAUACUGGAGAAAAGCCUUAUGCCUGUAGCCAUUGUGAUAAAAACUUCCGUCAGAAACAGCUCCUCGAUAUGCACUUCAAACGAUACCACGAUCCCAACUUUGUUCCUGCUGCCUUUGUCUGUUCCAAGUGUGGCAAAACAUUCACUCGCAGGAGCACAAUGGCCAGACAUGCUGAUAACUGCUCUGGCCUAGAUGGUGGGGAAGGAGAGAAUGGAGGAGAGACAAAGAAGGGCAAGCGCGGCCGAAAGAGAAAGAUGCGGUCUAAGAAAGAAGAUUCCUCUGAUAGUGAGGAAAAUGCUGAACCAGAUUUGAAUGAUAAUGAAGAUGAGGAGGAGACAGCAGUAGAAAUUGAGGCCGAACCAGAAGUCGAGCAAGAGGCUCCUGCACCACCUCCCAGUAAGAAACGAAGAGGAAGACCACCAGGCAAAGCUGCCACCCAACCAAAACAAUCCCAGCCUGCAGCAAUCAUUCAGGUUGAAGACCAGAACACUGGUGAAAUUGAAAAUAUUAUAGUCGAAGUAAAGAAAGAACCUGAUGCGGAAACAGUAGAGGAAGAGGAGGAAGCUCAGCCUGCUGUAGUGGAAGCUCCCAAUGGAGACCUCACUCCUGAGAUGAUUCUCAGCAUGAUGGACCGGUGAUGGAGGAAGACCACGCUGGCUGACUGAACUGGCCUGGGCUGUGUUUAAGCGGCUCAAAUCUAUUUUUCCUUUUACCUUUUUUUCUUGGCUUUGGGAAAUGCAUCAUUUUAGACCAUUUUACCAAACAUACUGGGAAAUAAAACUUCAAAAUGAUGUUAGAAUGUGAUUUAACUAGAACUUGCUGUUUUAUGUUAGCAUUACAGGAUCAUGGAACAUUAGGAAAUAUUUUGGAGUCCUUGAGGGUUUCCUGUGAGAUGCUUGAUUUAGUUUUGCUCUGAACUGCAUCGUAAAGCUGGUCCGAGGGCCACGUUUACGUGCACCAAGUUUUAAUAUACAAAAAUGGAAGCCUUGACUAGAGUAUGUGGUAAACCACUCCGGACUUGCCCUUCCAGUUCCCAGAGUCCUUGAGCCUCCUUCUCUCAGUAGUGUUUUUAACUGUAAAUGCAGACUUGGGAGGGUUCUAGACUUUUAAAUUUUUUUUUUUGUUGGUUAUUUUUGUUUUGCUUUUCCCCACUGACUAGCUCCGGUUCUCCAAGUCGGCUGCACACGGUAGUUUUGGCAUGCUCCAACUGGUUUCUGUCCUUAAUAUGCUUUGCUUUCUGCAAAGCAUUUCUGUAAUGGUCAAGCUUGUAAAUAACUUUUUUUUACAUUUUAAUCUUUUUCCAUUAAUUAAGAGGUAUGCAAAAAUGCAGUUUAAAUAAACCCCAGUAUUUUAAUUCCUUUCAAACUAAGUGACAAGAGAAUUUGAUAGAGUGUAAAUGUUGGAAAAGCUGUUGAUAACCAAUCACGUAGAGAAGAGACGUACCCAGAGUAUUGCUUGCAGAACAAGAGAAAACCCACACGUGAAAUCUGGUUUUGAAGCACACAAAACCGGCAUUUGAAACCUGUAUAAUUAACCUUCUUUUUGAGUUAUAAUUUCACGACUACAUUUUCUUUGCUCUAUCUUGUAGUUGUAUUUUUGUGUUUAUGAAUCCUAUGUUAAGGCAGAAGUGGUGAUUUAUAAGUGGGUCACUGCAGCCCUCAAAACCUGGGCCAGGAAAUUUUAAUAGGUCAGUAAUUAUACAAUUUUGGAUCUCUGAUAAAGACAAAAAAAGAAUAAUGUGAAAUACAAAUGAUGCCUGUAUAUGAACUGUCACAUGUUAAAAUAUGUAAGCUUUUUAUAGAGCCUCAGUCUUGCUGAUUUCAAACAAAUUUUUCUUCUAUGUAUCGCUUUUAAGAGAGCUAUCAGUUUAGCUAUCAGACUCUAGGUUGAUGCAUUUUUGUACUUAGCUGUACUGUGUGAUAUUUUUCAUUAUUUUAGGAAGCCAACAUGGGAAAAAAAAAUACUGUUAUAAAAUAUGUAAUGGGGUUUGAAAGCUGGGAAGGAGAAUAUACUGCUGUACAGCUAAUAAAUAAUAAUGGAUUAACA